Messenger RNA from Plodia interpunctella (Indianmeal moth), 8957 nucleotides. RefSeq lists its product as uncharacterized. The coding region runs from base 4585 to 6849 and encodes 754 amino acids. NCBI's taxonomy places the organism in Eukaryota, Metazoa, Arthropoda, Insecta, Lepidoptera, Pyralidae. The transcript has 2 exons. Gene Ontology annotation, molecular function: DNA binding. The record is from RefSeq and is a predicted model, not a curated record. Gene Ontology annotation, cellular component: nucleus.
UAGUAGAACCGCCUAAAUGAGUCCUCGCCCGCGGAGUACAAGGGGCGCGGGGGUACGACGACGAAGGGGAACGAAAGAGGUGCGGGCGGCGGUCGAGCGUAGCGUGUAAUACAAGAGGCGAAAUGUUACUGGACAUUUCUUGAGAUAUGUGAAGUCAUAGUGGUUAGCGGCAAACAGGUGAAGAUUUUUAUUAAAAAAUUAAUAAUGGCUAUACAAAAUUUGAAUGAAACAACUGUAAACUAUACAACGUGUUCCUUUUGUUAUCCCAUAUCUCCAUGGUAUCAACGAGACCACGUACAUGAAUUAAAUAGCAUAAGCAUUUUUCGAUUAUUGUUAUUUUCAAAUUUUUAUUUUUCAUACAAAACAAUUCGAUAAAAAUGUGAUUUUAUGAUAUAUAGGUAUGAUAUGUAGGUAAAAAAAAGGUAAUAAAGUUAUGUAUGUAAUAUUUAUUUAUGCAAAAUUUAUCAAAAUUAUAAAUCAAUCACUUAUGUCCAUAAUAUCAGUAUCACUGGAACUUGAUUCUUCACUUUCGAAACAGCCAUCAUCAGAAUCAUCAGAAUCGUCUUGCACAUUAAUAAUAAAAUCAACAACUUCAUCUAGUGCUCCAUCAUGUUUGCAAUAUUCGUCUUCGAUUUUAAUCACGUGUUUAACACAAUUCUCCCAUUUCUCUUUGGGAUAUUCAGCAAAUAAUCUCUCUAAUAUUUCUUUUUUCUGGUCCAAAUUAGAGUCGAUACUUUUUUGUGCUAAUUGUCCUUUGAUAUCACCCCAGACCAACUCAAUGGGGUUCAGGUCUGGGUGAUAUGGAGGCAAACGCAAUACUUCGUGUCCGUUUCUUUUCAAUACCUCGUCAAUUUUGUAAAUAUCUUCUGUGAAAUGGCUUUUAAUUAAUUUAUAUAAGUCAUCUUUUCUAAGUUUUUCAUCAAAAGGCACGUUAUGUCGUCGUAGCCAUUCUUGCAUAGUUGGCUUGGUAGAAGCCAUAGUUGGCUUUUUCUCUUCUCGAACCGAAUGAUAAGCUGCGUUGUCCAUUACUAUGACAGAAUUUUGCGGUAUAUUAGGCAUGAGCUUUUCAUUUAUCCAUUUACUGAAAUUUGCGAAAUUCAUAGAAUCGUGAUAAUCACCUGUUUUACAUUUGGAUUUGAAUAUCACAAGGGCUCCGUCUACAAAUCCAAUUUGACCUCCACAAUGUACGAUGAUCAAACGGUCCCCUUUACCAAUAUGAGAUAGAACGCCAAGUUCAUCCUUUGAUUGCCAACAUUUUGAAACGUUAUGAGACGCGUUUACAUAAGUUUCGUCAAGGUAUAAAAUAUGUCUUCUUUCUCUACGAUAUUUUUUAAUAGUAUUUAGGUAUUUCCACCUCCACGAUGUGAUAUUUGGCUGUUCGAUAAGGAGUUUCCUUUUAGAUCCGCAUUUCUUAAAUUUAAAACCUAGAUCAUGUAAUAAUAGCCUUAAAUAUUCCCUGCCGCAGUGUAAUAUAUUCUCUUCUCUAAGUACAGCGUUCAAAGUUUUCAGAGUAGGUAUUUUUUUGAAAAUUGUGUAAAACUGAGUGACUUUUCUUCUUACCACUCCUUUUGUGAAAUCGUCUAUUUCCACUCUUUUUCUACGAACCUGUUUUGGUUUUCUUGGUGAUUUAAAUCUCUCGUUGUCAUUUAAUGCUUUCCCUUGUUGUACAAUUCUAGAUACAGUCUUUUCUGAUAAUCCAGUAACUUCUGCUACAGUUUUAUUUAAAGGUAUAUCUUGUUUAUAUUCAUCAGAAUUUGGGUCGAGUUUCUUUUUUCUAAAAUAUUCAUAUACGUUAAACGCCAUUUGUUUGCACUGACUAUUAAUUCUAUGUCCGAAAACAUUUCGACUCAUCUUGAGAAUGUAAUCUCAUGUAUAACUUUCACAAGGCGUCCGCAACUGUCAACACGUGUGAUCGCUAACCGCGUAGCGAGCGAACUGAGUUUUUACAAGAAUGCGCCCGCCGCCCGCACCUCUCUCGGUCCCCUUUGUCGUCGUACCCCCGCGCCCCUUGUACUCCGCGGGCGAGGACUCAUUUAGGCGGUUCUACUAUAGUGCCAUAAUGAUUGUUUAAUUUUUAUUUUGAGAUUUUUGUAGUAAAAACGUGUUAAAAAAAAAUAUUUUUAUUUUAUUACCAAACUAACUGUUUCCCCUGAUUUUUUCCACGUCCUCCGUCCUUAAAAUAUGUUUAUAAAACCUAAAUGGCACUCGAAACCCACAGUAUAUACCGUGCUUUCUAAAAUACGGAAUCAUCUCGCGGUAUAUAGGACCAAUAUGUCAAAGGUAACUCUGACGAACAACGACCAAUAUAAACAUAAAACGUUUCUUAAUUCAGACUUCUUCGUAAAACAACGUACGAUGUUCACUAUGGACCCUCCUUAUUCCACGCUAAAAUGUUCUACAUUGACAUGGAACUCACUAUUUCACGAAAUUAAAGGAUUAUAAAAAUAUACUAUUAAACAUUUAACUAGGCCAAGACACAGCAACAACAUACCAAAAGUUCUUAUUAUCAACUCUCUCCGUUUAAGAGUUACAUUAGUCAACAACUUCUCUGAGCUCUACUGAAAACCUUCAAUAUCGCAGACCGGACUUUAUUCUACGGAGUAGUCGAUUUGUAGUCCAUGUUGUGCCGAGGAAGUCGAUGAGGCGAUGGAGGGAGGAUGAGGAUGAAGCACAGGAGACCAUGGCAAAGGUAUGGAUUGACUGGAAGGUGGUUGAUUUGACUUCAGAGGAAAUAUUUGGGUCAUGGAUUGAUCCACAGACGUUGAAUAAAAUACGUGAUAUAUAUGAAUAUGUGAUAUAUAUUGUAAUGUUGGUAUACGCUAAGAACUGUCAUUUGUCACUUGUUUUUAAGAUCAGUCUGCAAAUAAACGAAUAGCGGUUACUCGUGUGUUUCACUGCUCGUCCUGCCUACACAAAUAUUUGUUAGUAUCCCGCCAUAAACGCCAAGUCACCACCCGCCAAUUUUCACCGAGGAGCCAAGAAAAUUCGGCGCAACCAGACAAGAGACCACAAUUGUAGUUGAGCACAAGUUCUACCGAUCAUUCAACAAUUAAAGACAGAAACCUAUAAAAUCAUACAAGAUCAAUAUCGUCAAGUCAACAAAAUUGCCGCCAUUUCAUUUCCCGCGUUGUUGCCAAGCCAAUCUUCGCGCGCCGCAGACUGCCCUCCUAUUGGCCAAUCAAGUUAGCCCGCCGCGACGCGCCGCGCCACUUCCCUGCACCGACCGUGGUGACAUUUUGUUUUGCUUCCGUUUGCGUCUCUUCGACGAAAAAUACCUUUUUAGUUAGUUUCUGUUCGCAAGUUUUUAUUUGAAUAAUAAAUUUAGAAAACAUUGUCUAAAAAUGUCGGAAACCGAUUCCGAUAGAUGUGAAACAAUGGAAUCCAAUAUGACAACUAUGGCGUCUGCGUCUUCUAUGGCCGCAAAUGUUAAAGCGCUACAAAGAAAGCGUGCUGCGUUAAAGGGUGCGUUAACAAAACACUAUAAUUAUUUUAACGUUAUUGAAAAUGUUGACCGGGACCGUGAGGCCCUACUUAUCAGGGAGGAACGCUUACGGGCACGCUUACCUACAUUUGAAAAAUUCGAUUAAAUUAAUUUAGAAAUUUGUGCAACAGAUCCAAAAGCCGGUGAUUCUGGCGAUGUUGAAAGCAAAUUCCUGGAAGUGAUUAGGGGAGGUAGGGGAGGGACGGGGAGUCGGGAGACAUGGGCACCCCCCUUUUAUUCUGAUUCGGUCACUGAUUUUUUUUCCUAAUUUGAUAGUUUACUUUGCCGACUGACAACACUGUUCAUCCAUAGACCAGCUGUGAUAUCUGUCAGUUGUCAAACGCAAACACGUUUGAAGGUAGUCAUGCAAUCACCCUCUACUAGGGUUGCUUAUGUAAAUCCCUAAAUAAUAAGUAUGUAUAACUGAAUAAGUUCAUGUCAGCACUUUUAGGGACUUGCAUAGAGCCCGAAUGCAUUGCUGCAUUAUUCAGACUGUUCUGGUCGUAAACCUCCGACAGACGUCCCGUAUAAUUAUUACAAUCUAAUUUUUGUAAUUAAUUUAAAUAAAAUAAGUUUAAUUCUCAUUAAUUUUUAUAACUUUUUAAAAACACUCCCAUACGUUCCCCAAACAAGUCUAGGUUAUGCGCUCGUAAAAGUAAAUAUUUUGUUGAUUUCGGAUCGUAUUAAGAGAAAAGUAACGAAAGGUAUGUCAAUUUUUUAUUAUAAAUCUUUUGUAUAUUUACUAACUUGUAAAUAAAAUUGAAAUGCACGCUUAAAUACCUAAAUAAAUAAAAAUACCGGUAACCUAUGUUAAAAAUGUAUAGGGGAGGGGGGGGCACAUUGAUUCACGGGGCACAUUGGUACAGUAUCUAUAUCUCAAAACCGAUAAACGCUACACAGUCCGGCACAUCACUAGAAUGCUCAAGGACAUUCACAAGAAUGAGAGUUGUGACACCGUUCGCCGCCAUUCUGCCGUUGGGUCAACGGUCACUAACGUGUUGGAAAUGGCGUGCGCCGCUGCCUACAAAAAAAAUACGUGAAAUGUAAUUGUGUCUCAGGAGGAUACUCUUAGUUGUUUUUGUUAUUAUUUGUUACUAAAGAAAAUGGUGCGCACGUACAAACCCCAAACUGAUAGAAAGAAUAUCAAUGAAGAAAACAUUGAAGAUGCAAUACGUGAAGUAUUGUCAAAGACUUUAUCUAUACGCAAAGCAGCCGACAAAUAUGGCAUCAAAACUGCAACCCUACAACAUCGCAUAGAAAAAGCCAGAAAAUUAUUUGAAGCUACCAGAACAUUAUCUACAAAUGAAGCAUCCUCUUCAUUACAAGCAGAAUCUUCUUUAUCACAAGCAGGUCCAUCUUCACCACAAAUAGCACCAUAUAUGGAGAUGGCACAAAUAGCAUCAUCUUCAGCACACACUACUACUGCAGCUUUAUUAUCACACACUGCUACAGCUACUUCAUCAAACAUCUAUGGUUCCAAGUAUACCGUUGCACAAGUUUUUUCAACCGAACAAGAAAAGGCAUUAACUCAAUAUUUAUUAAAUUGCAGUAAAAUGCACUACGGCCUUACAUUGAAACAGCUUUUGACUUUGGCAUACGAGUACGCAGAAUCUUCAGGGUGUAAUUAUCCAAAAUCCUGGAAAGAAAACAAAUGCGCUGGAAAAGAUUGGGCAGCUGGCUUCAGGAAGAGAAACCCAGAAUUGAGUCUACGAAAACCAGAAAACACAAGCGCAGCAAGAAGCUUUGCUUUCAAUAAAGCUGAUGUAGCUCAAUUUCAUGAUAAUUACGAACGCGUAAUGAGACAAUACAAUUUUACACCCGAUCGAAUAAUAAACUUAGACGAAACAGGCAUAAGCACAGUCCUUUCCACUCCUAAAGUUAUUGCUGGAAGAAAACAAAGACAAGUGGGACAAAUAGUUUCUGCAGAACGCGGAGAGUUAGUCACUUUCUGUGGUAUUAUUACUGCAACUGGUUCUUCUCUUCCUCCAGUUUAUGUCUUUCCAAGAGUUCACUAUAAAGAUCACUUUCUAAAUGGUGCUCCUGAUGGAAGUCUAGGGUUGGCAAGCAGAAGCGGCUGGAUGACAUCAGAAUUGUUUAUAAGAGUUUUGAAACACAUUCAACGCCUUACUUCAAGCAAUAAGAAUAACCCAAUUCUAAUCAUUUGUGACAACCACGAAUCUCACAUUUCAAUAGAAGCUGUUAACUACUGUCGUGACAACGGUAUUGUUUAUUUGAGUCUUCCCCCACACACGUCACACAAAUUGCAACCGCUUGAUGUCGGUGUGUUCGGACCCUUCAAAGGCAAAUUGAAGAUAGCUUUCAACGACUGGCAUAUUCAAAAUGUUGGAAAAACUUUGACCAUAUACAACAUUGCUGAACUCUCAAAAUUAGCAUAUUUGGAAACAUUUACACCAAAGAAUAUCAUAGGUGGUUUUUCCAAACCUGGAAUAUGGCCAAUUAAUAAACUGGUAUUUGGCGACGACGACUUUGCACCGAUAGACAUUUUCAGCACAGGUUAUCACGAUUUGACAGAUGAGAACACUCACAACACACAAGAUUUACAUUUUGUAGACUCAGAAACAAGUCAAAAUAAUGAGGUUGUUGAUAGAGAACAAAAUAAAACUCCUACUUUGGAUGCCGACCCAGUUUCAGUGUCUGAUGCUGACGAUCCUCUACAUGUUUCUUCAUCAAAGGCUAUUCUUACUCCUGAAGUAGUUAGACCUUAUCCAAAAAAGGCGAUUACUGACAGUGUCUUAAAAAGAAAAGGAAGAGAAAAGGGACGGUCAAGAAUAUACACUGAAACACCAGAAAAAAAUAGAUUAGAAAGCUUACGUAAUGAAAAGAACAGGAAAAGAGAAUUACAAAAAGCAAAACAGCGUGCAAAAGAAUUAAAAACAGCGAAAAAUCUGUUGGGAUUAACUGAGCCAAAAAAGAAAAAGAGAGUGACUUCUUUGCCUGCAGAAAUAGAUUCCGAUUCUAGUCAAGAUGAAGUCGUGAUGACGAGUGAUAGUGAAGACAUUGAAAUGCCGUCGGAAUCGGAAGAAGAGGUAAUUAAUCAAGAACCAGUUAAUCCUGAACACAUAAAUAUUGGAGAUUUCUUGCUAAUUAAGUUUGAGAAGAAGAAAACUGUGAUUCACUACGUUGCCAAAGUUGUAUUUAAGUAUAAUGUGACAGAAUAUGAAGUAUUAUAUCUCAGAAAAAAAGCAGGGUCUUCUAAGUUUAUAUUUCCAAUUGUGGAAGACAAAGCAAGUGUGGAUGUUAGAGAUGUAGUUUUGCAAUUACCAAAACCAACUUUCUCCAAAGGCACACCUCGAACAUCGUCGCUUUAUUCAUUUUCGGUAGGUUUAACUCGAUAUAAUAUCCAGUAGAUUAUUUUGUAAUUUAUAUGAGAGUUUUUAUAAUUAUUUUUGUUAAAUUUUUGAUGUUUGUUUAAUUUUUUAAGAAAAACAUUGUUCAUUUUGAUAGGAGAUUCUAAUAUUACAUUUUAUUAUAUAUUAUUAUAUUUUUAUUACCGUCAAAUACGCCAACUUUGCCCACUUUUUCCAGAAAACCUAGAUUUUUUCAUAUUUUUUGUAUGAAACGUCGGACGUAUUUUUGUGUCUGUGGCAACACUGAGAUCAUGUGCAUGCAUUGUCUUAUUUUAAUCUGACAUUAGACACCGUUUUUUCUAUCAUUUGACCGAUUUUGAGGGCGGGUAAAUUUAUCUGGACUUGUAGCCAACAUUACCCACCCUAAUUUUUUGCGGAACUAUAGCUCUUAUAUGGAUGACUUAAAAACCAAAGAAAGUAUUUUGGCAAUAAAGGCGAUUGAUUCAAAAAUGAAUACGAUAGCAUGAAUACUUUCCUCUUUAAAAUAAAUGGGCAAUGUUAUCCUGACAUAAUUUAUUUCCUCCAUACAAACUCCAUGCAGCAAUAUAAAAGUGCUAGGGUUGUCAAAUUUCAGUAACAAAGGUUUUUGAAUAUUGUAGGUAGUUUGAUCAAAGGUAGGCAGGUAGGUUAGAAAAAAAAAUAUGUCGCAAAGUUGUUUAUAACAAAAUGUAGCAAACAAAAAUCUAAUAAACAAUUUAAAGUCAUAACAUAAUUGAUAUCAAACCCUCGGCAUGAGUAAAUUAAACAAAAAAUGUAAGUUAGUACUUACUUGAGCUAAUCAAACAUUAAUUAUUAAUUAUUAAUCAAGUUGUGAUUAACUUUUUAUAACUAAAUAAAAAAUUAAAAUUAUAGGAAACGAAACAAAAAACUAAAGAUAGAGAUCUAAAAAAAAUCUGUCUUAAAUUAACUUAACAGAAAUAGAAAAAAUCUUAUUAUGCACCAACUAAACUAUUUCGCGAAAAGAAAAAAUGCCAAUAUAAUACAAACAAGUGCAAUGCAAAAUUGAAAAACUACUAUGUUUUUCAAUUCUACAAUUGGUAACAAUACUUUGGAGAAUACAAUACAGUCUUAUACAAAUCAGUCAUCUCACUUACUUAUCUCGCUAAGUUCAACAAUAGUUAUCAAGGAAACUUUAUUACUGAUACGACUAAAAUCUACAUAGGAACAUUCAAUUACCUAAUCAUUGGCUCAGCUCAGUUUGCAAAUAAAAAAAUUAAAUCAAAAGUUUUAAAAUACACUAGCACAGUGUUCUUAUCGUAAUAUAAAAGCGUACAUUUGACAAUGUAAUUAUUUUCAUAUUAAAAAAAAAAGAUAAUUAACAACUAGUUUCCAAAUUCCUUGGAAAAUUGACUUUCUCCUUAACAAAUCACACCUGUCAUUGAAAUUCAAGAAAAGUUCAACUUUUAUUGUAUGUUGAAAUUACUGAAAUCCACAUGAAAUACGAUUUGACCACGUCGAGUAAUCGUUGGUUCAGGUAAAACUGUUAUGACAUCUUCUAAAUGUUGGAUGGAGCAAAUGUCAUCAACUUUUGGGUAUGUAAAAGCCAUUCCUGUGUCACAUUUGGAUUCCUUAACUUUUCGUAAAAAUUUAACCAUAGGAUUUACACCAUGAAUCGACAGAACCUGACCUACAUAGUGUUUCAAACUUUUUUUUGUGGCAAACUGAGCAAUAAUACAGUCAUUUUUAUUAAGUUUUUGUUGAUUGUCAGAAAAAUAUUCAAUAUCAUGUAACCCAAAGGGAAUUGUUGUAUUUGUGUGGUCAAUGUUUUCCUUUUCUUCUUGUUCGCGUAAUGAUUCAGCUAUGAAAUAGUCAUUUAAUGUUCCGUAAUCAGACUCGUCUGUGUCAAAUGUUAUAACUUCAUUACCUAUAGAUAUUGAGCUCGACUCACUAUCAUAUCUUUUAUUCCUAAUUUUUACUGAAUUAGGUAUUCGAGCAAACUUUUUUCCUUUAAACUUAUUUUCAAUUUCUCUCUUUCUAUUGGUUUUUUUAGUAUUGUCCUUCUUUAUUUGCUUCCUUUGUUUGAUUUUCUUCCCUUUUAGGCAUUCUGGUAAAUCAGUUCUAUGCGUAGCGAUAAAUGCUGUAUUUUCAGUCUUAGAAGCUUCAUUUAA